GAAAGUACUUGUAGGAAUAUAUAGAGGAGCAUUCACAAGAGUAUAUAGAGAAGCGAGAAUAUACAGAGAAGUGAAAAUAUACAGAAGAGUAUUCACAAAAAUAUAUAAAGGAGCAGAAACAUACAAGAAAGCAUUUAUAGGAAUAUACAGAAAAGUACUUACUAAAACUUAUAGAGAAGCAAAAAUAUAUAGAGAAGCAUUCACAAAAAUAUACGAGAGAGUACUCAUAGGAACUCACAAAAAAAUAUUUAAAACACUCAAAAAAAUAUACUAUAGAGUAUUCAGAAGAAUAUACAGUAGAGCACUUAGAAAAAUAUAUAGUAGAGUAUUUAGAACAUAUGAUAAAGCACUUGGAAGAAUAUAUGGUGGAGCUACUUAG
This is a messenger RNA of Racocetra persica, 379 nucleotides long. The record is from the annotation of a GenBank genome assembly. NCBI's taxonomy places the organism in Eukaryota, Fungi, Glomeromycota, Glomeromycetes, Diversisporales, Gigasporaceae.